Molecule: messenger RNA, 1155 nt
Organism: Leptopilina boulardi
Lineage: Eukaryota; Metazoa; Arthropoda; Insecta; Hymenoptera; Figitidae
Product: BRISC and BRCA1-A complex member 1-like
Exons: 1
Coding region: 149-1051 (300 amino acids)
Biological process (GO): double-strand break repair; mitotic G2 DNA damage checkpoint signaling; positive regulation of DNA repair
Cellular component (GO): nuclear body; BRISC complex; BRCA1-A complex
Source: RefSeq, a predicted model, not a curated record
GAUAUUUUUCUUAAAUCCCUCCCCCAAUCAGCUGUUUGUUGUUCUUGAACGUUUUUUCUGUUUAUUCACUCAAUUUUCCAAAAAUAUCUCAUUUUUAUUGUGAAAUUUAAUAAUAUUGUACGUAUAUAAACGAAUGUCAAUAUAAAUAAUGUUGGAGGGAAGUGAAGAGGACGUUACAUGUUUAUCAGAAAAAAUGCAAAUGUGUUCGACAAGUGAUUCCAAUGAUAUUCACACAACUACAACAACCACCGCCAGCACCAUCACCGAGUCUUUAAUUGAUUCACGUGUUUUUGAAAAUAAAAAAAAAUCUGAUAUUCGUAUGAAAAUGCAAACAAACAAUAUAAAACCAAUAAAUAUACAAGAGAAAAUACUUUUUGUUAUUGAUGCAACAACUGAAUCAAAUGCCACACAAUUUGAAUUAGGUCGUGGUGAUAAAUUUCCACCAUUAUUUAUGAUUAAACGAAUUGUGGAAAUUUUCAUAAAUAUUAAAUCGUCAAUUAAUUCAAAUCAUGAAUAUUGUCUAUUUAUAUUGAAUGCAAAUAAAAUACAACGUAUUCAUACAUUUAUGAAUAAUACUAUUGAAUUUUUGCAUUAUAUUGAUGAUAUUGAGGAAUAUGAAAAUGAUUCACAAACAUUUGAUUUGGGUAAUUUAUUUAAUGAUAUUGACGAUUGUUUUAAAACAACAAGUGUAAAUUGUGUUAAUCGUGUUAUAUUUAUUUAUUGUCGUUCACAUGCGAUACCAACAUUUUUAACAUCAAAAUUAAAUUUUGAUUUAUUAAUGAAAAAACAACGUUUCUUUUUGGACAUUUUGUAUAUUCAUGAACAUCCAAGUGAAGAAAAUAAUUGUGAUGCAAUUUAUUCGGCAUUAAAUGCAUUGGAUGUGAAAAAUUCGGCAUAUAUUUUUGAAGUUGGAAGAAAUGCAACGAGACUACAUGAUCAUAUGGUGAAAUUAGUUGCUCAUCCAUUGCAAAGGCCACUUCAAAGGGAAUCUCAUUAUUCACUUAAAGCUCAUUUGGCAUCUUUGCAUAAGGAACCACAUACAAGUGUGUGAUUUUUUUUUAAUGUAUUGUAAAUGGACCCUUUUUUAAACAGAGAAAAGUGUUUUUAUGUAAAGAAAAAAAAAAAAAUUCAAAGUUUACUAAAGUUGUCUUGUAA